AACACUGAUGCCAAACUGGAUUCACUUCAUAUUGGUCCAGAACGACAGACAGAGAGAGAGGGAGGGAGGACAAUGUUUGAAAAUGUCCCAGCAGCGUCCUCAGCGGAGCGGCAGCAGGUUCUGGGAGCUCUGGAGCGACUGCAGGCCAAACUGCUGCAGAGGGAGGAGUGGACCCACAGUGAAACCAUGGGCAACCUGAGGGAGACCCUGCAGAGUCCCCUCUUCAGCCACAUCCUCACCCUGCAGCACUCCAUCAAACAGCUCCGCAGCCAGCUGAGCAGUAUGCCACCUGAAGCCUGCAGUGAGUUCAGUUUCUCCAAAAAGGGUCAGCUGAUCAUGAGCGCUGUUGAUCCAGUCGGCAGCUCCUCCUCCCUAAUGAGCACUGCCUUGUCUCCACCCAUCCGUCAGACUCCGCCCUCAUCUGAAUUCAACCUACAGAAAUGGAUCCUUGUUGCCGCAAAGGGCCUUCACAUAGAGGUGUGCCAGCUCACUCGGCCUCUGUCUGGAGGUCUGGGCUUCAGCGUGGUCGGUCUGAAUCCCGCAGGAAGCAGCAGUCAGGGCGUAUUCGUCAAACAGAUCCAGCAUGGAGGCAUCGCACACAGGGACGGGCGUCUCCAGGAGAGGGACCAGAUCCUGGUGAUUAACGGCAGUCCUCUGGAGCCGGGGAUCAGUCACCAGCAGGCCCUCGCCCUCCUGCAGCAGCCUGGAGAGACGGUGGAGCUGGUGGUGGCCAGGGACCGCCCACUCAAUGCAGCGUCAUCACAACCAGCCGCUUUCGAUACGGAUCAGUGGGGCCACGUGGAGGAAAUCCAGCUCGUGAACGAUGGAUCCGGAUUGGGCUUCGGCAUCGUGGGCGGGAGGACGGCCGGGGUGGUGGUCCGGACGCUCAUCCCCAACAGCGUGGCUGCCAAGGAUGGGCGUCUCCGCACAGGUGACCACAUCCUGCGCAUCGGGGCGACGCCCACUAGCGGCCUCACAAGCGACCAGGUCGUCAACGUGCUGCAGGGCUGUGGGAGUCAUGUGACGUUGCUCAUCUCCAGGGAUCCACAGGGUCAAAAGUCAACAGCCUCGCCUCCUCCACCCCCUCCUGCCUCGGCCCCGGUCUCCUCCUUACCCCCACGCCCCCCUGGCAUACCCCCCCAACGCCGGCUCAGCAAGACGGUGAGCAGUCCAAAGAACCAUCACCCUAACCUGGAGGGGUAUGAAAUCCAUGAGGUUCCCCUAACCAAGAAUGACGGCCAAAGCCUCGGAAUCUCCAUCAUCGGCUACAACACCCUGACCAGCCAAGACGCAGUUGGUGUUUUUGUGAAACAUGUGGUUCCUGGUAGUGCUGCAGAUCAAAGCGGAAACAUCCAAGUCCACGACCGCCUGCUCGCUUUGAAUGGCGUCAGUCUCCAUGGUAUGAACAAUCAGGAAGUUCUGGAGGUGAUGAAGGAGACGGGUCAAACUGUGCUGCUCAGUGUGGUCAGGAAGAAACCCAGAACCCUGGAGAGAUCCCUGGAUAAAGUUGAGAGGGAGUCGUCUCAUGUGUUUCUGAGGAGAUCGUUGGAGGUCAAUGCUCGCUCGUCUGGGUUUGGCUUUACAGCACCAAAUGUGGAAAGAUCGUACCCAAACACAACACAACAAACAAGGG
Molecule: messenger RNA, 1633 nt
Organism: Gymnodraco acuticeps
Lineage: Eukaryota; Metazoa; Chordata; Actinopteri; Perciformes; Bathydraconidae
Product: inaD-like protein
Molecular function (GO): protein binding
Source: RefSeq, a predicted model, not a curated record